UCAUCCACUCCGAGUCCGCCCCGAGCAUGCACCACCCGAAUCCGCUGCUGCCACUCCUCCCCCGGUCCAAUCUCAGCGGAUAUGCCCACCAAGUCGCCCUUCGAAUCCCGCCCGGCUUCACCUACCCGUCCCCCAUAUAUAACAGUGGCGUCCCGCCAUUGCCCGACUCCCUCAGGGAUGUCGAAACCUGAUCGAUCCGUAGCUUCCCCUCAACCUACCCCAAUGACGACAAUACGCACUCCUAGAACCUCCUCAUCUGCACCAGCGAGUACGACACAACGCCGCGCACCGCACGCAUCAUUGCCCGUCCUCUCAAUACACGACCUAGAACGCCGAUACCAGAAUAAAUCAAGCGCCUCGUACGACUGGAACCCACGCGAACCUUCAAGCAACCCCCCUAGCGAUGCCUUAACUCGACUUUUGCACGCUGUCGCUGACUUGCUUGGAUUGUAUAACCCCGGCUAUCAUUCGUAUAGACUUUAGACCUAGAUGAUAUGCCGAGAUGUCAUCGAUUGUAAAGCAACGCUGCGCCGUGAGCAAGAACAGCGUUCCCAUAGCACAUAUCCUAAAGAGCCCUCGUCAUUGGCCAUCUCGGCCAAA
Messenger RNA from Eremomyces bilateralis CBS 781.70, 600 nucleotides. RefSeq lists its product as uncharacterized. Bases 82 to 483 code for a protein of 133 amino acids. The record is from RefSeq and is a predicted model, not a curated record. Lineage: Eukaryota; Fungi; Ascomycota; Dothideomycetes; Eremomycetales; Eremomycetaceae. The transcript has a single exon.